This is a messenger RNA of Penicillium chermesinum, 462 nucleotides long. RefSeq lists its product as uncharacterized. Bases 1 to 462 code for a protein of 153 amino acids. The record is from RefSeq and is a predicted model, not a curated record. The transcript is spliced from 2 exons. NCBI's taxonomy places the organism in Eukaryota, Fungi, Ascomycota, Eurotiomycetes, Eurotiales, Aspergillaceae.
AUGCCACCUCCAUCGAACCAACGGGCUGAUAUUGAGCCCCCGGAGGAACUCACGUCGGUGGCCGCUCAGGGGUUCAUGACCGGUGCUUUCCGAUUUGGGUCAGUGUCAAUCCUCGCACACAUGAUCAUGAACCUCCCUCAUCCAUUUGUCUUCUCCGAGCCAACCCCGCCCUCCACCCAAACACAUGCACAACGUCCUCGCCCGUCGAUCUUCUCUCGAGACUAUCUUCGCGCACGGCUCUUCCACAGACCGCUAGAAGGGUUCUCAGACUGGGUUUCACCGACCUCCCGCGUAUAUCGUGGGCUUACACCGCAAUUUAAAGUCUUCCUGCAGCUCGCAGUGAUGACUCUUGGUGGCUGUAUCUGGGCCGAGCGCCGCGUGACGGAGUAUAUCGAGCUGAUGCGUCGGAUCAAGCGGGCGGAACGACUGCAGGUGGAGCGCGCCAAUAACUACCGGCCCUGA